Serpula lacrymans var. lacrymans S7.9 is the source of this 1240-nucleotide messenger RNA. RefSeq lists its product as uncharacterized. The transcript has 4 exons. NCBI's taxonomy places the organism in Eukaryota, Fungi, Basidiomycota, Agaricomycetes, Boletales, Serpulaceae. The coding region runs from base 7 to 942 and encodes 311 amino acids. The record is from RefSeq and is a predicted model, not a curated record.
AUCGUCAUGUCGUCUGAGCAGCACACUCAUAUUCCGCUAACCCUACGCUCUGCACUCAAGCAGCAUUCUCGCUCUAGUUCUCCUUCCAUUCCCUCCCCUGCCCCCUCCUCCCCAUCCCUGUCCCCUGCACUCCGCCCCUCACCACUUGCCCUCCCACCCCCAGCAUCGUCCCUUCCUCCAACCAUGAACUCAACAGGGACCUCCACUCCAUCAAUAUCGCGUUCUCCCUCAGUAUCCACAGCCUUACCGACAACAACCACAGUCGCAGCACAGGGAUAUACACCAAAGGUGUCAUUCGAUACCUUUGAAAACCCUGCUGCCUCCAUGUUUUCGUUCACACUACAUGUCCAAUCUGAUGGUUACGCCAGAAAUAGAGCUACUAGAGUCUUCCUUUGUGCAUCUAGCCCGGAUGAAAGUGGUCGUCAGGCAUUAGACUGGUCGUUGGAAUCGUUGGUACAAGAUGGCGAUGAACUCAUUGUUUUCAGAGGCGUUGACGCAGAGGAUUUAGAGAAAGACCAUGAAGUUGUACGUGACGAAGCACGCGAGCUCAUGCGCCGAAUUCAAGAGAAGUGUGUAGAGUACGAUCCGGAUCGCAAGCUCUCUAUCAUAGUCGAAAUAAUCGCUGGCAAGGUUACCACGACGAUCGACCGCUUGAUAGCGCUCUAUAGACCAGACUCCGUGGUCGUCGGCACGCGGGGUCAGCGUGGCAUGAUACAGGCUUGGGGUGCAGCUUUUGGUGCCCCUGGGGUUGGUAGUGUAUCAAAGUACUGCUUAUCUCACUCUCCUGUUCCCAUCAUCGUGGUGAGACCAGAGCGAAAUGUGAAGAAAGUGGUUGCCAAGAGAAGGGCGGACCCUAAACGAGGCACCCAUUUCGAUGAACUUACAAGGACCAAGACACAAAACAUACAAAGUUUGCCCAUGUCAUCGCCUUAUACGCGGUGAUCAGCUUCGUUGGCUGUGUGCACCUCGUGGCGCCAAUGUUGCUUGGGGUCAUCCCUGAUGUUUACUAUACCUUACUGUCAUCCUCUCGAUAUUUAGGGAGUAUGACAAUCAGUUUCUGAUUGCGUUAGUCACUCAUCACCUCUCCUCAUUAUAAUUCAGACUCGUAUCAAUGUAUUGUAUUGUAGUCAUAAUGUCAUUUUGUGUAUAAAUUUGAAUGUACGUAUCUGGGUAAUCAGGUACUGUUGUAUGUAGUGUAGCUUGAGCUAGUACGGAGCUAUAUAUUUUAUGUGUUUGGGAU